Messenger RNA from Psylliodes chrysocephalus, 909 nucleotides. The record is from the annotation of a GenBank genome assembly. NCBI's taxonomy places the organism in Eukaryota, Metazoa, Arthropoda, Insecta, Coleoptera, Chrysomelidae.
AUGGCUGAAAAACAGAAGACGUUUAGCCUAUUGCCCAAAAUACUCAAUGGAGGCAUAGCUGGAUUCAUAGGCGUUUUAUGUGUUUUUCCCUUAGAUCUUGUCAAAACCAGAUUACAAAAUCAAGUUAUCCGUCCAGACGGUACAAAAACGUACUCAAGCAUUGUGGACGCACUUGUAAAAACAUUUAGAAAAGAAGGAUUCCUUGGAAUGUAUAAAGGUUCAUUCGUAAAUUUGAUUCUAGUAUUACCGGAGAAAGCUAUAAAAUUAGGAGCCAAUGAUAUGUUCAGGUUCCAUUUUAAAAAGGCAGACGGAUCAUUACCAUUGUAUAGACAGUUAAUGGCUGGUGCGUGUACUGCUGUUUGUCAAAUGAUUGUUACUACACCAAUGGAGCUAUUUAAAAUCCAAAUGCAAGAUCAAGGAAGAAUAUCUGCUGGUGCAAGUGGACCUAAUACAUUUCAAGUUGUUAUGGGUAUAUUAAAAACGGAUGGAAUAGCUGGGUGUUACAAAGGACUAAACGCAACAAUGUUGCGAGACAUUCCAUUUUCAAUGAUAUAUUUCCCACUUUUUGCCAAUUUGAAUGAAGCGUGUCCGCAGCAAGCUGAUGGUGAUGCGAAGCCUUUUUGCACGUUUGGGGCAGGUCUAUUUGCAGGGGGGGUGGCUGCUAUAACUUGCACCCCAUGUGACGUUGUUAAGACCAGACUUCAAACUAUCAAGAAGGGAGACGGUGAAGAAAUAUAUACCGGGAUUUAUGAUGCUUUCGUCAAAAUUUAUGAAAAAGAAGGUUGGAAAUCAUUCUUUAAAGGAGGAGCUUGCAGAAUAAUGGUUAUAGCUCCUUUAUUCGGAGUAAGCCAAGUAGUAUAUUAUCUCGGAAUUGCAGAAUAUUUGUUAGGAAUGCAAAAACAUACAUAA